AGUCACGUGACACUGAAUACGGCCACCAUUUAGGUUACGGCUACUCAACGGUUAGCAAUCGUUUCACAAGACAUUUGGUGAUCAAAACCAUUCACUACUCAUACGAUGUCUGAAAGAGGCAGAGGAAGAGGACGAGGAAAGCGAUCGCCAGUUGUGGACACACCCACUGAGCCCACGGAUGACAUCGACUAUCAAUUGGGUGACAAACCGGGCGCUUAUGGCAGAGCCACUGGUGAUGACAACGGCGACAAUGAUAACAAUGAUCUACAAUUGGCGCAAUACAUGGACGCCAUGUCGACCGGCGAGUCGCCCGCCAUUAGGUCCACCUUAAGGUCGGUGUCAGUCACGAGCAAUGGUUCCGGCGGUGAUGUGGAGGCACUCAUUAACGCCAAGCCAUUGAUGCCAUUGAUUGACAUGAAGUGGACUAAACAGUUGGCUAAACGACCGGCGCUUUCCGGCACCGCCGGCCGACAGAUCGGUGUCAUCGCCAACCACUUCCGGCUGACGCUCAAGACGUUGUCUGUCUAUCACUACGAUAUUGAGAUCAGACGCGCCGUACGUACGGGCGAUAAGUUUGUGACAAUCAAUGGGCCGCAGGAGAAGAAGAUGCGAAAAAUGGCUCAAAAAGACAACNGACGCGCCGUACGUACGGGCGAUAAGUUUGUGACAAUCAAUGGGCCGCAGGAGAAGAAGAUGCGAAAAAUGGCUCAAAAAGACAACUUCGAUAUCAUCGAGAAGUUGGCCAAAGAGUGGCCGCAAGUGUUCGCAAAGACGACGUUCGUCUUCGACGGCCUCAAGAAUCUCUACUCCAAUACACGACUGGAUCUGUCGGAGAGACAGGUCUCGAAGAUCGUAACGAUCUCUUCAAUGGACAGAACCGAUGAGCAGUGGUUUGAGGUUCAGAUCCAGUCGACCAAAGAGGACGACAACGAGAUUAACAUGUCAUCGAUUAACGACUGGUUUGACAAACGGGUCGAUGUCUUGCCGGAGGACGCGAUGCAUGUCUUGGAGAUUAUGCUUCGAUACAAACCGACGGCCAGUCGUAUACCCGUCGGUCGAUCCCUGUAUGCCGUGAAUCAGAAGAAGGAAGACGUGGACACAAACACGUACUUCACGUACGGACACAACCAGUCCGUACACAUGACAGAAGUGGGACCCACUCUAGUGAUCAACCGAACGGCCACUUUGUUCCACAGAGACCUCACUCUUAUGGACUUCGUGUUGGGCUUAACGCCGAGGCUUCGGGAUGUAAGACAAAUCAAUUUCGACAAACGAACCAUUGAUGGCCUCAGCAGACAAUUGGAUGGCAUCCGUGUCACCACUACUCAUACGGGCGGCAAACGGCACGCCGUCAUCGAGAAGUUGACUGAUCUUAAGGCGAAGGAUAUCGUCUUCGAGAUGACCAAAAAUGGCGUCAAAACGGAGACAACAGUGUCGAAGCACUUCUCGGAUAGCUAUGGCAUUGAUCUCAAGUAUCCCGACAUUCCGGUGAUUAAGUUGAAGGGAAUGGCCGCUCGAUAUAUGCCGAUAGAGCUGUGCUAUGUGUCCACCAGUCAGCCCGUCCUCCGCAAGCAUAUGACGGUCGCUAUGACCUCACAGUUGGUCCGAAAGAGUGGUCAACAGAGACCUAAAGAGCGGUUCGAGUUCGUGAAGGACACCGUCAAUAAGAUCGCCACCGAAAGCAAAGACCUGUUCGACGAGUUGGGGAUCUCUCUCGACACCAAACCCAUUGAGUUCAACGCCCGAGUGCUCGACAAACCUGUCUGUAUGGGCGACGACCGCAAACUCUUCGAAGCGAAACCGCUGUCCGAUUGGUUCUUCGUGUCGAUUGCGCCCCACUUUGACGCCAAUCACGACAGUAAUGUCGAGGACUUCAUUAGUCGGUUGACCGCAGAGGCAAAGCGAAUGGGAAUCACUGUCAGCAAACCGUUCGUUAAGAAAGUGGACUACAGGGGCGCGGAUACCGUUAAAUUGGUUUUCGAGAAAAUUAAAUGUUUGCCAACACUUCCGCCACUCGUGGUCUUCUGCAUCCCAUACGGCGAUGGAACGUACCAUCAGAUCAAACACAUGGCGGACAUCGACGUGGGAGCACUGGAUCGGGAUGUGUUGGGCUCACUGUUCCACUCUUGCGGCCAAAUGAAUGAAAUUGAAUUCUCGUUCAGAGCCCACGGCAUGUCGGUUGGUGAGACACGAGAUACCGGGUCAGUGGGCGUAACCUUAUGGACAACCGUUACCUCAGAACCCGAUUGA
Oppiella nova is the source of this 2250-nucleotide messenger RNA. NCBI's taxonomy places the organism in Eukaryota, Metazoa, Arthropoda, Arachnida, Sarcoptiformes, Oppiidae. The record is from the annotation of a GenBank genome assembly.